Colletotrichum orchidophilum is the source of this 318-nucleotide messenger RNA. RefSeq lists its product as uncharacterized. The transcript has 3 exons. NCBI's taxonomy places the organism in Eukaryota, Fungi, Ascomycota, Sordariomycetes, Glomerellales, Glomerellaceae. The coding region runs from base 1 to 318 and encodes 105 amino acids. The record is from RefSeq and is a predicted model, not a curated record.
AUGUUCUUCCUUAGAAAAGGCUCAGGCCGCAGUGACAAAUCGGAAUCGAAAGCAGAGCCUGAAAGGAAGAGUUGCGACCAAGCAACACAACCAGCAUCAAAACCAAGACCAGAAUCGGAAUUCCCCUGCGAAGAGGUAUUGAGAGCGAGGUACCAUAAUUCGGCAAAGUUGAAGACAUCGCUGGAUUCUAUCUAUGGCGAAGGGAAUUACAAAGUCAAGGAAAGAGCCAACAGAUUCAUUCUCAUGCUACCAGAACCAUUGAAAAAGGGCGAGCUAGCAGCAAUUGAAAAACGCAUUAGGGUACACUACAACGAUUGA